Messenger RNA from Coprinopsis cinerea okayama7#130, 2907 nucleotides. Its product is annotated as cell division control protein 54. The transcript is spliced from 8 exons. Gene Ontology annotation, biological process: mitotic DNA replication initiation; DNA replication; DNA strand elongation involved in DNA replication. Bases 1 to 2907 code for a protein of 968 amino acids. Gene Ontology annotation, cellular component: MCM complex; nucleus. NCBI's taxonomy places the organism in Eukaryota, Fungi, Basidiomycota, Agaricomycetes, Agaricales, Psathyrellaceae. Gene Ontology annotation, molecular function: ATP binding; single-stranded DNA helicase activity; single-stranded DNA binding. The record is from RefSeq and is a predicted model, not a curated record.
AUGUCUUCGCCGCCGCCUAUCGAUUUCCCCACCUCCGAACUUGACGCUGAGAUGGAGGACGGCACUGCUGGACCGGCAGCGCCGUCGUCCCCUGCGAACCCACUUUUCUUGCCAGGAACGCCGUCAGCUGCAGGCACACCAGCCAGGCAGCGAGCUUCAGCAGCGCCGAACAGCACCCCGCUGAGGGGCUCUGUAGCUCGUAGGGCAUUGGGAAUGGCCACCCCUAAGAGAACACCAUUAUUUUUGGCUGGGAGUUCCUCGCCCGUUGCCUAUCCAAGUUCCUCGCCUGCAAAGACCCCCCGCAGGACCGUGGAAUUUGCUGAUUCCGACCCUUUGGACUUCCCUUCGAGCCCCGCUGCUGCACCCACCACUCCAAGGCAUCGCCGAGGAGACAUUCAUCCCUCGAUUUCCAUAACUCCAACCAGCUCUGCUAGGCGCCAGCGAAGGACGCCUACUACUGCCACUCGUAACAUCAGCGAUCUCAGCUCCGAUGUCCUCGACGUACCCAUGUCCUCAGCACCCAACCUUUCAGCAGCAGCAGCACCCUCCGACGAGCCAGAUGAGAUUCGAGCUAUCUGGGGUACCACCGUCAACCUCACGGACACGAUGAAGACCUUCCGCGAUUUCCUCCAGGGGUUCAAGCCCAAGUACCGUGCAUCUUACGAUAGGGAUCAUGGUAUCCGAACCCGCGCUUUCGCCACCCCACAAGAAGCUGAAGUUGUGCUCUACGAAACCUACCUUCGACGCAUGCGCAGGACUGGAGAGACCAAUUUGAACCUCGAUAUCGUGAAUUUGUUGGCAUACCCACCUGCCAAGAAGCUUCACGGCCAACUUAUCAAGUAUCCUCAGGAAGUCGUUCCUGCAAUGGAUCAGGUUCUGAAGGAUCUCAUGAUCGAAAUUGCGGAAAUUGACCAUCAAGCUGGGGCAGAGGGAAUGGAGGGCCAGCAGGGAGAAGAAGAGAUUGCCGACAUCAUCAGCAAGGUUUACAAGAUUCGGCCGUUUGGCCUCCCUCCUGUCAAUAUGCGAAUGUUGAACCCGACAGAUACCGACAAGCUCGUUUGUAUCAAGGGUCUCGUCAUUCGUGCAACUCCUGUUAUCCCUGACAUGAAAGUAGCGUUUUUCCGCUGCCUGACAUGCCAACACACUGUCCAGGUUGAGAUUGACCGAGGCAAGAUUGAAGAACCCUCUCGCUGCCCCAGGGACGUUUGUGCAUCUGUGGGCACCAUGACUCUCAUCCACAACCGCUGCGAGUUCGCUGAUCGUCAAGUUAUCCGUCUGCAAGAGACACCCGACGCAGUACCCGAUGGUCAAACUCCCCACACCGUUUCCCUCAGUGUUUACGAUGAACUUGUCGAUGUCGCCAAGCCUGGUGACCGCCUGGUCCUGACGGGUAUCUUCAGAAGCAUCCCUGUCCGCGUCAACCCUCGCCAGCGCACUCUCAAGAGUUUGUUCAAGACCUACAUCGAUGUCGUGCACAUGAAGCUAGGGGGAGGUGGCUUGAAUGUGGACAGGUCCACUCGACCAGCCAAUGGGGAUCGACCCGCUGGUCUUCGUGGCGUCGGCGAUGGCGAAGACGAAGACGAGCAGGAAGGAGAGCACAGUCGAAAGGCAGAGCUCGAGAACAAACUCAGAGAGCUCAGCCAACGUCCCGACAUCUACGAUCUCCUUUCUCGCUCCGUUGCCCCUUCGAUCUGGGAGAUGGACGACGUCAAAAAGGGUAUCUUGUUGCAACUCUUCGGAGGUACCAAUAAGAGUGUUGCACGAGGGGGUGGAGGCGGUGGCCCGCGCUACCGCGGCGACAUCAACGUUCUACUUGUUGGUGACCCUGGUGUCUCUAAAUCACAGAUUCUCCAGUAUGUCCACAAAAUCGCCCCUCGAGGAGUAUAUACUUCAGGAAAGGGAUCCUCCGCUGUGGGUUUGACAGCAUAUGUCACCCGCGACCCCGAUUCUAAGCAGCUGGUUUUGGAGAGUGGUGCCCUAGUGCUCAGCGAUGGCGGUGUCUGCUGCAUCGACGAGUUCGACAAGAUGUCCGACGCCACUCGCAGUGUGCUCCACGAAGUCAUGGAACAACAAACUGUGUCUAUUGCCAAGGCUGGUAUCAUCACCACUUUGAACGCUAGGACGUCUAUUCUAGCCGCUGCCAACCCCGUCGGCUCAAAGUACGACGUCGAACAACCGGUCACCAAGAACAUCGACCUCCCUCCUACGCUCAUUUCUCGAUUCGAUCUACUCUACCUUGUUCUUGACCAGGUUGAUGAGAAUUUGGACCGAAAGCUGGCCCAGCAUUUGGUUAGCCUUUACCUUGAAGACAAACCAGCUGGCGCUGGCCAGGACACUCUCCCUCUGCAUGAACUAUCCGCUUAUAUCGAUUAUGCCCGAGACUACAUCCACCCCGUAAUCACAGAGGAAGCCGGUGCUGAACUCGUCUCGGCCUACGUCGAGAUGCGCCGUCUCGGUGAAGAUUCGCGCAGCAGCGAGAAGCGAAUCACGGCCACCACUCGACAGCUUGAAAGCAUGAUCCGUCUCUCCGAAGCACACGCCCGAAUGCGCUUCUCGCAUGAAGUCCAGGUUCAAGAUGUGAAAGAGGCGAACCGGUUGAUGAAGGAAGCUAUCAGGACGAGCGCGAUGGACCCUCGAACUGGCAAGAUCGAUAUGAGCUUGCUGAACACUGGUACCGGUUCUGGCCAGAGGAAGCUGAGGGAGGACAUGCGGAAGGCUGUGUUGGAUAUGUUGAAUGGAUCAAGUAGGAAUGUGAAGUGGUCGGAUGUGAUCAAGCAGCUGAACGAGAACAGCGGGACCAAGAUUGACCCCAGCGAGUUCGCGGAGGUUAUCAAGGGGUUGGAGAACGAGGGUGUGGUCAAGGUUGUCGGCGAGAGGGAGAGGAGGGUGAUCCGUAAGAUGGACUAG